GCCCCCUCCGCCGCCGUCUCCACCCCCCGCUUCCCCCGAUCAUCUCUCUCCCUCUCGCACGCCGUCUCUCUUCCCUCGCGCCGCCGCUUCAACAGCAACGCGCGCGCGCCUCUCGCCAAGGAAACCACCGAUGGAGACGCCGCUGUCCAACAGGAGGAUCACCCGCUCGCUCGCCGCCGCAUCAGCCCAGAAGGGCGCCGCCGCCGCGGCGGACUCCACGGCCCUGUCCUCCCGGGCCAAGAACGCCGCCGCGGGGGAGCCGCAGGCGCGCGCCGCGCUGCACGACAUCUCCAACGACUCCCCCAUCGUCGGCCUCGCCCCGGGCGGCCUGCACGGCUCCGACAAGACUCCCGCCUCCACCGCCGCCAAGACCCGCCGCAGGGCCCCGCGCCGCACGCCCGGCUCCGGGGAGGCGCUCCUGCGCGGCCAGGUCCAGGCGCUCCUGCACAAGGUCGAGGAGGAGCAGGGAUGCGCCCCCGCGGCUCUCGUCAGGCCAGCGCGCAUCCAGGCGCUUCUUGCGGUCUCCAGGUCGCCGGCCCAGCUCCUCGCGCCCACGCCGGCCAACACGCCGCAGAUCGGGCCCGUCUCCGAUGCCAUGGAAGGCCUCCUGAUGCCUGAUGUCCCCGUGGUGCCCUGCGUACUCGAGGAGGAGGAACUACUGCUUCCUAAGCUGCAGGUAAUGGCUGCUUCCCUGCCGCUCCCUCAGCCAAAGGAGAACCUCGGCGAGUGCCAACUGAACCGUGCGCUGGUGUUCGAUGAUUCGCCUGAGAAGUCCGACGUGUCCAAUGGGUCGGCUGUCUCGUUCCAGGUGAGCAGCACCGGCAGCUGCACAGACAAGUCGUCAUCAUCAUCACCUGAGGACGACAGCUCCUCGGCCUGGUCAGUUCUGGUCCACGCCAGCUCUGAGAAGGGCGACGAAGAAGAGCUCGGCGUGGAGGAGGACCUGGGAGAGUACACUGAAGAAGGGGAGGACCUGGGAGAGUACACUGAAGAAGGGGAGGACCUGGGAGAGUACACUGAAGAAGGGAAGGAGUGGGAAGAAAAUAGCGACGACGACUGCUUCGAUGACCUGUGCGAGGAGAUGAGCAGGAUGACCGUGGUCGACGAAGAGGAGAGGAAGGCAGGGCUGCCACAGUUCGAGGGGAAGCACACCCGGUUCAUCUACAACAGCGACGACGAGAUCGAGCGGGAAGAGGUGGUGGACGCAGCUGAGGCGAGGGCGGAGCUCGGCGCGCUGAUACUCAGGGGCCUGCCGGUGCCGGAGGGCAAGCACCUGCGCUUCCACGAGGACGAUGAUGAUGAUGAGUGAAGCAUGUCAGUCGUGGUCGGAUUCGGGCAUCUGCAGUGGUUGUCGUUCCCUGACACCAGCCAAACAUUCUUUUGGGGUCUCUGUUUCUACAUUCUGAUUCUGUAUUUUGAUUCGUGUCUCGGUUCUUCGGAGAACACAAAUUAUAUCCCCAGUUAUACUGAAUAAAUCUGCUAUGUGGCAUUCGUGCACGGUGCAUGAGAA
Messenger RNA from Panicum virgatum (switchgrass), 1510 nucleotides. RefSeq lists its product as uncharacterized. The transcript is spliced from 3 exons. The record is from RefSeq and is a predicted model, not a curated record. Lineage: Eukaryota; Viridiplantae; Streptophyta; Magnoliopsida; Poales; Poaceae. Bases 131 to 1309 code for a protein of 392 amino acids.